AUGGUGUCUGAUAUCAGCCAGGGCAAAAUGACCGUCGCAAAAUACAAACGAUUCUUUUACAGUUUGCCUAUAGUCGGCGAACGCACCGAGCAGCAGUUGAUCCUGUUGGCCAAGGCCGGUUUGAAGGAAGAGAUCCGCGACGGUCUGGAAACUGAGGAGUUCGCCACACUCGAGGCCCUGUUCGAGGAUGCGGAGGAAGUCGAGGAGGGGUUAAAGGAAACACCUCCAUCCAGCCCUGGCAAACGCCGCCGCACAAGCCCCGAUCACCGCAGUAGCAAACGUGCUCGCAAGGCGGAGAAAAAAGGUGACCCGGAGGAUGAGGGUUAUGGAUACCCCGGCGAAGGAGAGACGGGGUUAAAGGACGAUGAAGAAGGUGACUACUGGGAGUGGAUGCAGAUGGACACGGACGUGGAUGACGACGCUUCCGACUGGACCGACGACACAUUGGGUUCUGGGCAGUUCAGGAUGGACAACUACCCAGACAGCUCCGGCACCGACUCCAGCACCUCCGACUCCGACUAGGAACCUCCUCCUCUUUUAAUAUUAUUAAAUAUUUUGAAUUUUAUUGUUUUUUUGUAAUUAUGUUGAACUCUUUUUUUUUUGAACUCUUUAUUAUAUUUUAUAAUAAAAUUUAUGAUUUCUGUUUAUUAUUGCUAUCUUUUUAUGCAUGUUUAAUAUUGGUAAAAUUAGGAAUUGCUAAUUAUACGAAUACUGACGGUAUACGAAUACUAACGAUAUUCGAAUACUGACGGUAUACGAAUACUGACGGUAUACGAAUACUGACGGUAUACGAAUACUAACGGUAUUCGAAUACUGACGGUUUACGAAUACUGACGGUAUUCGAAUACUGACGGUAUACGAAUACUGACGGUAUUCGAAUACUGACGGUAUACGAAUACUGACGGUAUUCGAAUACUGACGGUAUUCGAAUACUUAAGGUCUUCGAAUACUGACGGUAUUCGAAUACUUAAGGUCUACGAAUAAUUCCAUUAAUUACUCACUUUUAUUACUCAACAAUCAUAACUAGGGAUGUCAAAUGGGCUUAAUGAUCAUGGGUUAACCAAGACCAACCCCAAAUGGUCUGACCAUAUUAUGCCCAAUUGACAUCUCUAUUCAUAAUUCCAUUAAUAUUUAUCUUUACUCACUUUUCAUUGAUUAAACGGUAUACGAAUACUGAAGGUAUACGAGAGAAAACAUAUAACAUUGACGAAUACUUUAGGUCUACGAGAGAAAACAGAUAACAUUGACGAAUACUUAAGGUAUACGAAUACUUAAGGUCUACGAAUACUUAAGCUAUACGAUAGAAAACAGAUAACAUCGAGGAUAACAUAAAUAAAGUCCUAGAGGAUGUGAGAAAUGUUGCAGCAUAUCCAAAAUAGCCUGCAGUUUUUACAA
Brassica napus (rape) is the source of this 1395-nucleotide messenger RNA. RefSeq lists its product as uncharacterized. The record is from RefSeq and is a predicted model, not a curated record. NCBI's taxonomy places the organism in Eukaryota, Viridiplantae, Streptophyta, Magnoliopsida, Brassicales, Brassicaceae. Bases 1 to 522 code for a protein of 173 amino acids. The transcript has 2 exons.